Messenger RNA from Python bivittatus (Burmese python), 5093 nucleotides. RefSeq names its product cilia and flagella associated protein 100 (gene CFAP100). The record is from RefSeq and is a predicted model, not a curated record. NCBI's taxonomy places the organism in Eukaryota, Metazoa, Chordata, Lepidosauria, Squamata, Pythonidae.
GCCGUGGGCUUGAAUUAAAUUGGCCAGACGGACUCUCAAGACCUCCUCGACGAAUGUUCGCCGCACCGAAGCAAUUCAAAGAGAAGCGUUUUAUUGGGAGGUGAAGCGACCAGACUGGCAAAUAACAUACAAUAAUCACUGAACUGUGCUUUCCUUCUAUAGACAGUCAUACUUUUCUCCAGUCGGGAGAGAAUUCAGGGUGAGCGCGAUAUGCUUUCUUGAGCUUCCAGCGUGGAUGAAAAAGCUACGGUCGAGUUCUUUGAAAGCAGGAAAAUCUACAGAAAAAACUAAAUAUUGAAAUUAAACCCAUGUUUUUGUGAGAAAGAAUUAGAACGAAUAAUCUGAAAGCUUUUUACAUCCUCGAACAAGCCAGCCAGCCAGCCAGCCAACCUCGUGGAUUUAGCAGCAACAUUCCUGCUCACCCCGAUCCAUAUAUAUACACCGAGAGACAAUCUAGAUGUCUCUGGAGUGAGCUCGCCCUGCAAAAUAUUUACAUCUGUGGCCAAAAUCCAGUGUUCCAUCUCAAGGCGUCUGUUCACCAAGUGGGAAUUUAUCACCCUUCUUGUUAAGCUGUUCUUGUUAAGAUGUCUGGAAUCUCAUUUGCACCUUCAAAUGUAUCUGUGGGCUCAGAGGCCUCUGAAGAAAUUUACAGGACACGGCUGUUAUCUCAGCAAACAGGAGAUGUGUUUACAAUACCCUCUGCUAAGUCCAGCUCUAGACCAGACACCAAGUCAGGCUCUCGUCAAGACACAGACUUGCUCUUGGAACAAAACCCAUUUAAAAUCCCAGCAGAUAUUGAUAUUUUCUUGCUGCGGGACAAACAGAAAGAAAAAGCCAGGAUGGAGCGAGAACGACGGAAGACUCUGAAGGUCCAUGAGAAGAUGACGUGCUCCACUUUGCAGAGUGCCAAACAGUCGGGGUUCAAGAAAGAGAUCCAGAUGGAAGAAGAAGCUGAGGACAACGAGUUAGCAGCAGAAGCUGAACGACUCAAAGCUCUCCGAGAAAGCAUCUCUUGGAAGAUAGCAAUUACUAAAGACCAGGUUGUAGAGAGAGAGACCAUGUAUGACUACAUCAAUCAGAAACGACAGAUGUUCUUGCUACAGUAUGCUGUAACUGUGAAAAAAGAUGAAAUUCAGAAACUGGAAAAUCUGGCAGUGGAAGAAGAAGCAAAGCUGGAAAAAGCUGAGGAAGACCUGGAAAGGGACGCUGCCAUGUUUGAUGAGUUCCUGAAAGAGAAUGACCGAAACUCUGCACAAGCCCUGAAAAUUGCUGAAAAAGAAACCAAAGCAAAACUGGAGAAAAUAAUUGAGAUCCGAGAGCUGACAGCACAAAUGAUGAACAUCCAAAGUGAGAUAGCCCGGUUUGAGGACACUUUGCAGGAGUAUGUGGUGUUCAGGGAUUUCCUCUACCAACUGUCUCCCAAAGAAUGGCGGGAUGAUUAUGAAAGACGACGGAUGAAAGGAAAGGCGAAUAAACACAGUUCUGACAUUAAAGAUGAAAAAAUUACAUCACAACUAUCAAAAGGGAAGGAUGCUCGAGAUCUUCGAGACAAGAGCCGACGUCAAGUACCAAGCAUAACAAAACAUUCUAGUUUUGACUUGUCUAACACAGACCUUAGCUCUUCCAGAACUCCAAGCCAAAUUUUGUCUAGAAGAGAGUCUUUCAGAUUAAGCCGAGUAUCUUCUAGGCAGACUCUGAGGUCUCAACACAGCAGAAGACCGAGCGUUCAGAUUGCCACAUCAGAAGAAAAAUUUACUCCAGAAUUAUCUGAUGAAGAUGAUGAUGAGGAACCUGAAUUAUACUUUACAGAUCCAUACCAACUGCUGCACCUUUUCACAGAGCUGGAAGAACAGAACUUGUCUCUGAUUCAGAAUUCUCAGGAGACAGAGGAAACCUUGGAUGAGCUUCGACAUACUUUGGUUAACACACGCUAUAAAAUGGACCGUGAAAUAGAACAGUUGAAACUGCUUGCUGUCACUCUGCAAGCCAACAUUAUUAAAGAGGAGGAGACAGCAGCAGACCUUGAACUUAAAGCACGUGUCUUUUCUUUUGGGGAAUACAAAGCAGAUGUUCAGGAUAAAAUGUUGGUGAAUUUGCAUCGAAAGGUGCUGGAAGUCUAUCGUCGCUGCAUUGGGGAGAAUGAGGCAAACCUAGGAACCUUGCAGAUGCUCACUGUUAUAGAACACCAGUUAGAUGAUUUACUAGAAUGCCUUGAAAGGGUAUCUCCAGCAAAGAUAGAACAAGCUGAGAAAGCCAAAGAGAAAGAACGAAGGAUGAGGAUGAGAGAAGAAAAGAUCAGGCAGCAGAGGCUGUUGCAGGAAGAGAGGUUGCAACGGGCCCUGGCAAGAGCACAAGCUGAUGUUAAGAAGAAGACUGGCAGAAGAUUAAUUUUUCGUUCUGAGCCUCCUGCAUUCAAGGAGAAAGAAGAUCAGGAUCAGGGGCUGAUUGAUAAAGAAAAAGAAGAGCUGCUGUACUACUUUACUUAGCAGUUGAAAGCUGUAAGAAGUUUCGAAGCAAGUGACAAACUAACAGAAAAUGCUUCAGUGGAUAGUCUGCAAAUUUGAGGAGAAAGCUAUUCUAUCCUAUAUAUAGUGACACACAGCAGAUCAGAAUAUAGAUGAAAUCUGUUCAUAGCUGUAAACCAGAAAUCCAAAUUUUGCUCAGUUUUUAUUGCCUGUAAAUUAAGAGUAAUAGAAAACAAUGUCUACCAAAGUGAACCAAAAUAUCAUAAUCAGACUAGUCUAGUCUUGCAGCUAGAAAAAUGGAUGUACCAGUGACAUGUAUGAAUUUCUUUUAAAAAGUUUCAAUCUUCAAAAUCAGAUUUAAAUUUCUUGUAAUUAAGCAGACUGUAUGGACAUAACCCCCCCCAAAAAAAGGUUGAAAUGGAGAAACUGGACAUUAAUUGGUUUUAUUAGUCCUUUUAACUGUGAUUAUAAAUAUCCACUGCCAGCAAUGGACUUUGCCAGAAUAAAUCUGAGGCUUGCUCUCAAGCAAUUAGGAAUUUACAACGGUAGUUAAAACUGAGUAUAUAAACUUCAUAAAAGAACACAUUUGCCUGUCCAACAGAAGCAAUGGCUUAUUCUUCAAUAAGCAAGACUCCGUAAAACAGAAGCACCACGUUAGAUGGAUACAGUUCACAUUCUUACCCAGUUAGGGAUCCUCUUUUGGUUAAAAAGAACUGAGUGGUCUGCCCCAGACAUGCUUUUAAGGAAACAUAGGCCACACCUCCUAUGAAAACCAUAAAAAGCUAUUUCUACUCAAAGAAAGGGAAAGGGGGGGGUGAGCAGGCUUCUUGUGGCCCACCUACUUAACCUAAACCUGCCUCUGGCGCUUGAUAAAGGCCAGGUGUGCUUGCAUCUCACCUUGCAGAGGAUCACUAUCGCAGUAAGUGUGUGAACUAUUCCACUGAGUUUCUAUUUGAGGUGACAAUUUUUGAGGACAAAAUGCCCCCAUUUUUCUUUAAAACUGAACCUCAGUGAUAGAAAGAAAAGACAAAAUGCUUUAGAAAUAAGCAGUUUGUUCACUUUUUCACUUAAAGGUUUUAUCUCAGAAAUAAAAAUAAUUUAUGUUUUGAUAAUGUAAAUGUAUAGUAAUAGGUCAAGCUAGUCAGGUAAAUGUUUUACACAGACAAUGAAAAAUAUCCAGUCAAGAUUUUUUUUCUAAAAAACAUUCACAAAUCAAAAUCUUAAUGUGAUCUGUAUAAAAUGCUUCCAAACUACAUUCUUCUGAAAAUGAAGUUCAAAAGGCACAGCAUUAAUAAGUAUAUUUCUAUUUAUGGGUAAAUCUUAAUUUGGAAUUACUAUUAGGGAUAAUCUAAGACAGAAAUGAUUCAUGGUUUAAUAACACAGUAGAAAAUAGUAUUUCCAAAGCCAUUCUAGCUGUAUUAUCCUUCUGGUGAUAUAAUAUGAAGAGAGACCAGGCCCAAGCACCUCCCUCCAGAUUUCAACAGCUCUAAGAAAUAUAUUUCCUAAAGCUCCUGACUUCCAAAGCAGGGAUGGCAGGUCCCUUACUACACCAAAUGUUGCACAGUAAUAGUUUAAGGUCCAGAGAAGGCUGUUUAUCAGUCUUCCUCUCGGUCAGUGCUGCCAAACGUUUCAGUGGCAAUAGGGCGAAGGUAGUUUUACUUAAGCAAGAGUUUCAGGAAUAUGAACCCAAUUUAGAAUGAGAUGGGAGAAGGGUCAAUCUAGAGAAAUUUGUUGCUGACUCUCCAUACAUUCAAAACAACUGACCUUAAUUUUAGUGCAUCUCCUAACUGUAAAUAAAUAUGCAAAUUCACAAGUGUUCCUCUGUGGGAUAUCUUUGUAUAAAAAACAGCAGUGCUCACACAACUUUUUAACUAAGCUGUACAUAGGCAUAAUUUUAAUGCCAUGUAGGCAUCUCAUGAAUAGAGUGUUUAAGUUCCAGACUUAAAUUUUUUGUAAAAUACUGACAUUUUUCUCUGCUUAGCUGAAAUCUUAGUAUUUGUUCUUAAAAGGCUGUAUGAAUUAUUUCCUAUUAUAUAUAAUAAAAGGGUUUUUUAAAACAUAUAUUUAAAGAUGUUCUUUUCAUUUCAGUCAAGAUGUUACUUACAUGCAACUGACACUAGCUGGAAGCUCUUUCCUCAAUUAGAUAGUCUGUAUGUAAAUGGUAAACAGACCAUCAGUGUAAUCAUUUCCACAUUUAUUUGGGAGUAAGCUCUACUGAAAUUGGCAAGACUUAUUUUUGAGCAAAAAUGCACAUGAUGGGUAUAUGUAAUAAAAGUGACUUCGUACAAAUUGGCAAUACUGUUUUAUAUUAUUGUAAACAUAACCAAAGUGAUAAGAAUUAACAUCUGCUAGGCAGCUUUCUAAAGUUCAGUGUACAAUGCUAAAUUAGAGAUAGCAAGAGCAAGAAAUCAUAUUGCUCUACUAAUUCAACCUUUACUAUCCCUGAGUAUGGUACUAUUUUUUAUGUUCUUAUCUCUUUAAAAUGUCAGUUUGCAAAAAUAAAGAUAAUUGGUUUUCCUGUUUAUUCCUUCAUUUUAACCCAAAAGGUAAUUAGGGGUUCAUUUCUUGUAUCAAGAAAAAAGUGCUAAGCUUAACUGUUAUGUAGUAUUCUGAUCAUUAUUCUUAAAA